AUGUCCGGCAACGGCGCCUGCAAUGGCACCAAGAAUGGUGUCUCCAAUGGGAGUGCCUACUACCGCAGCAAUCCCUACCAGCCUGUGCCGGACUUCCUGUCCAACGUCGACAAGUUCAAGAUCAUUGAGUCGACUCUGCGUGAGGGCGAGCAGUUCGCCAAUGCCUACUUUGACACUGAGACCAAGAUCAAGAUCGCCAAGGCGCUUGAUGAGUUUGGCGUCGACUACAUCGAGCUGACUUCGCCUGCUGCCUCGGAGCAGUCUCGCCGGGACUGCGAGGCCAUCUGCAAGCUCGGCCUCAAGGCCAAGAUCCUCACACACAUUCGCUGCGACAUGCGCGAUGCCAAGCUUGCCGUUGAGACAGGUGUCGACGGUUUGGAUGUUGUCAUUGGCACCUCUAGCUUCCUGCGCGAGCACAGCCAUGGCAAGGACAUGGCCUACAUUGAGAAGACGGCCAUUGAGGUGAUUGAGUACAUCAAGUCCAAGGGCCUGGAAGUGCGCUUCUCCAGCGAGGACUCCUUCCGCUCGGAUCUCGUCGAUCUCCUCUCCCUGUACAAGGCUGUCGACAAGGUCGGCGUCCACCGCGUCGGUAUUGCCGAUACCGUUGGCUGCGCGACCCCCAGGCAAGUCUACGACCUCGUCAGGACCCUGCGUGGUGUCGUGUCGUGCGAUAUCGAGACGCACUUCCACAACGAUACCGGCUGCGCCGUUGCCAAUGCCUAUUGCGCCCUCGAGGCCGGUGCCACCCACAUCGACACCUCCGUCCUUGGUAUCGGCGAGCGUAACGGUAUCACCCCUCUCGGUGGCUUGAUGGCCCGCAUGGUCGUCACGGCCCCUGAGUACGUCAAGAGCAAGUACAAGCUGCACAAGCUCAAGGAGAUCGAGGACAUGGUCGCCGAGGCUGUCCAGAUCAACGUCCCCUUCAACAAUCCCAUCACUGGCUUCUGCGCCUUCACCCACAAGGCCGGCAUCCACGCCAAGGCCAUCCUCAACAACCCCAGCACCUACGAGAUUCUCGACCCUGCGGACUUCGGUCUUACCCGCUACGUCCACUUUGCUUCUCGCCUGACCGGCUGGAACGCCGUCAAGACAAGAGUUAAGCAGCUUGGCCUGUCCAUGACCGACGACCAGGUCAAGGAAUGCACUGCCAAGAUCAAGGCUCUGGCCGACAUCCGGCCAAUUGCCAUCGACGAUGCCGAUUCUAUCAUCCGGAGCUUCCACAUUUCGCUGCAGCCGCAGCCGCACCGGCCUUCUGAGCCUGUUCCCACCGACGAGGUGAUUCCCGCUGAGGAGGAGCCUGAGCCGGCGGCUUGA
Molecule: messenger RNA, 1314 nt
Organism: Thermochaetoides thermophila DSM 1495
Lineage: Eukaryota; Fungi; Ascomycota; Sordariomycetes; Sordariales; Chaetomiaceae
Product: homocitrate synthase-like protein
Exons: 9
Coding region: 1-1314 (437 amino acids)
Cellular component (GO): mitochondrion
Molecular function (GO): homocitrate synthase activity
Source: RefSeq, a predicted model, not a curated record